Messenger RNA from Bufo bufo (common toad), 1242 nucleotides. Its product is annotated as carboxypeptidase B-like. The record is from RefSeq and is a predicted model, not a curated record. NCBI's taxonomy places the organism in Eukaryota, Metazoa, Chordata, Amphibia, Anura, Bufonidae. The coding region runs from base 1 to 1242 and encodes 413 amino acids. Gene Ontology annotation, biological process: proteolysis. The transcript is spliced from 11 exons. Gene Ontology annotation, molecular function: zinc ion binding; metallocarboxypeptidase activity.
AUGUGGACUAUACUCUUCAUAGCAAGCAUUGCGUUAGCUUCUGCAGAGCCUGUAACCUUUCAUGGGGACAAGGUUUUCAGAGUAGUGCCACAAAAUUCUGAACAUGUGGAACUUCUGAAAUCCAUAGCUUCCUUUACAAAGCUUGACUUCUGGGUUCCAGAUUCAGAAUUGCUUCUGGAAGUAGGAAAAAGCGCUGACUUUCGUGCUGAAUAUGAUGCCGCAUAUGAUAUUCAAGCUCUCUUUGUCCAAAAUGGCUUACCUUAUGAAAUCAUGAUUGAUGAUCUGCAGGUCGCUAUGGAACUUCAACUGAAUAGUAACAUCCGCUCAGGCCAUAGCUAUGAAAAGUACAAUGACCUUGAAACGAUUUAUGCCUGGUCUGACAAUAUUGCGGCUCAAAAUCCAGACCUUGUCUCACGCUCACAGAUUGGAACGUCAUAUGAGGGUCGUCCUCUCUAUUUGCUGAAGGUUGGAAAGCCAGGUGCAAACAAAAAUGCUGUCUUUAUCGACUGUGGAUUCCAUGCAAGAGAAUGGGUCACCCCUGCAUUCUGCCAAUGGUUUGUCAAAGAGGCUGUUAAUUCUUAUGGGUCAGACGCUGAAUUCACCAAUCUGCUUGAUGAACUAGAUUUCUAUGUUCUACCAGUCCUAAACGUUGAUGGCUACAUGUACACCUGGACUACCGACCGUAUGUGGAGGAAAACUCGUUCGCCUAACAAAAACACCAAUUGCAUUGGCACUGACCCAAACCGAAACUUUAAUGCUGGAUGGUGCACUGCUGGAGCAACAUCAAGUCCUUGCUCAGAGAUUUACUGUGGCCCCACUCCGGAGUCAGAUAGUGAAACAAGAGCUCUAGGUGAUUUCAUCCGCAGCAAUCUUUCUUCUAUCAAAGCCUACCUGACCAUUCACUCCUAUUCCCAGAUGUUGCUCUUCCCCUACUCCUAUAAGAAUGCUAAAGCAGAGAAUCACGAUGAACUGAUGUCUCUAUCAGAAGGAGCAGUUAAUGCAUUAUCUUCACUAUAUGGAACAGUUUACACCUAUGGACCAGGAGGGAAAACAAUCUAUCUGGCAGCUGGAGGCUCUGAUGACUGGGCUUAUGAUACGGGUAUUAAAUAUUCCUUUACAUUUGAGUUGCGUGACACAGGAAAAUAUGGCUUUGUGCUGCCUGAGUCUGAGAUUCGGGAGACCUGUGAAGAAACUAUGCUGGCUGUGAAAUACAUUUCCAAUUAUAUCCUAAAUAAUGCUUAA